CGCAGUGACAUCUGCAUAAAUGGGCGUUCCGGGAUUCGCGCAUCUUGCUUGGCGGUGCCAGGUGUGUUUUAACCUGUGGCGAGGGAUGCAGUCGCGGUUGUCAUCAUCAAAAUGUGUGGGAUGCGAACUAAGACCUGGAACGAGAAUAAAUUACCAUUAGGUGAAUGCUGUGAUAACGACACCAGCAGUUUUCUGUCACAGGUAUAAAGGCACUCUCGUUGACGCACUAAAUAUACGGCUUCCGAUGUCCCAAAUCUCCGAGAAGAUUUGUCUCUCACGCAGUCUAUGGUGAGGUGAGUGGAUACCCUGUUUUGACAACUUCCAUCCAAAGGUUUAGGAGAAUAAGAAGAACCAACCUAUGAUAAGGUGAUGCGGAGGCUGAAACAUUGAUGCAUUCAUGUAGGCACUGGAUUGCUGACUUAUUUACUGUUUUACGCACAAAGACCAUUGUGAGUUUUGCAAUAUUACGGACGUAUUUUCAGUGGAAUAGCCAGCUAACGUAGCCCGCAUAGUGACUUUUAUUGGAAGUCAUGCUACUCCAGCAUUACUGUGGUUUCUUGGACAAUACGAAAUGUAUUUACACAUUACCCGGGAAAACCUCAUCCAUGACACAGGCUGGCUCUCAACAGUGAAUUAUCAAUUAUAAAAGAGAAAUUAAACUCCGACCAGAUCCAGUGAAUAACUCAAUAUCAGAAAUCUCUGUUCGCCCAUAUUUUCUCCUGCAUUAGUGCUUGUGAAACAAAGCAAAACCAAAGAUACCCUUUCAGAUCAGUGACGAACCACAUCAAAAAGAUACAAUAUGUCUAGAACACUGAAAAAGAAGAAACAUUGGUCCAGCAAAGUGCAGGAGUGUGCGGUGUCAUGGGGAAGCCUCGGAGAAUUCGGCAAUGUGGUGGAGGUGCUGGGGGGUGCUGAACACGGAGAGUUUCCUUACCUGGGCCAGAUGAAGUUGGAUGUGAUGUUGUGCCACGUCGGUACAAUGCCCUAUUUCGGUGACGUUUUGUUGGAGAUCAACGGAACACCCGUCAGUGGACUUACAAACCGCGACACUCAUGCAGUCAUUCGCCACUUUCGGGAGCCCAUUCGUUUGAAGACCGUCAAACCAGGGAAGGUUCUGAACACAGACCUGCGCCACUACCUAAGCCUGCAGUUCCAGAAGGGCUCGUUGGAUCACAAGCUGCAGCAGGUCAUCCGAGACAACCUCUACCUGCGCACCAUCCCCUGCACCACGCGGCUGCCCAGAGAAAGGGAGGUACCGGGUGUGGACUACAACUUCAUCAGCGUGGGAGACUUCCGUAUCCUGGAGGAGAGUGGCCUUCUGCUGGAGAGUGGAACCUACGAUGGUAACUACUAUGGGACCCCAAAGCCCCCAGCGGAGCCCACCCUGGUGCAGCCUGACCUGGUGGAUCAGGUGCUGUUUGAUGAGGACUAUGACAAUGAGGUCCAGCGUAAACGCACCACGUCCGUCAGCAAGAUGGACAGGAAGGACAGCGUGGUCCCUGAGGAAGAAGACGAUGAUGAGAGGCCACCUCUGGCCAACGGCCUCCCAGAGCACAAAGAAGGGGCAUCGUGGAGGAAGGCGGUGCCCAGCUACACCCAGUCCAGCAGUGCCAUGGACUUCCGUAUGUGGAGCUCUCUGCCCGGCGAUGACAGCCUGGAACCCCUGCCUCUCAACUGGGAGAUGGCCUACACCGAGACGGGCAUGGUCUACUUCAUAGAUCACAACAGCAAGACCACCACCUGGCUGGACCCCCGCCUGGCCAAGAAGGCCAAGCCCCCAGAGAAGUGUGAGGAUGGAGAGCUUCCGUAUGGCUGGGAGGAGAUAGAGGACCCACAGUAUGGAACAUAUUAUGUAGAUCACAUCAACCAGAGAACCCAGUUUGAGAACCCAGUCCUGGAGGCUAAGAGGAAGCUGAGCCAGGAGACUACUGUCUCUAUCCAGCAGGGGGCACCACCUCCUCCAGGUGAGGGGGGUGCGUCAGGCUUCACCCCAGACCCAUCCCAGCUGCAAGGGGAGAUGUUCCACACUGCUCUGAGGAAAAGCUCCCAGGGCUUUGGCUUUACCAUCAUAGGGGGCGACCGCCAUGACGAGUUCCUGCAGGUGAAGAACGUCCUCAGCGACAGCCCUGCUGCCCAUGACAACAAGAUCUCCUCCGGCGAUGUGAUCGUGGAGAUCAACGGGAAAUGUGUGCUGGGGAAGACCCACCCUGAGGUGGUGCAGAUGUUCCAGUCCAUCCCAGUAAGUCAGUAUGUUGAUAUGGUGCUGUGCCGCGGCUACCUGCUGCCCCCAGACGUGGCGGGGGACACCGAGAACCCCCCUCCCCCACCUCCGCCCCUGCAGGGAGGCGAGGUGGUGACGGCCGUGCCCCUCAUCAAUGGCCAGCCCCUGCUGGUGAAGGGCGACGUGCUGCAUGGCUCCUCCCAGGAGCUCCACUACGUCACCACCGACGCCAGCGGACGGCCCAUGGUGGCCGCGCUGCCCAACGGGAGGCUCUCUGAGCAGGGGGGAACAGGCCUGCUGCAGCCCGAGCUGGUGAGCGUGCCCCUGGUGAAAGGCCCGGGAGGGUUUGGCUUUGCCAUCGCAGACUGUCCCCUUGGCCAGAAGGUGAAGAUGAUCCUAGACGCCCAGUGGUGCCGCGGCCUGCUUAAAGGGGAUGUGAUCAAGGAGAUCAACCGUCAGAAUGUUCAGACUCUGAGCCACGCCCAGGUGGUGGACAUCCUCAAAGACCUACAGGUGGGGAGCGAGGUCAUCGUGCUGGUGCUCAGAGGAGGUCAGACAUCUCCUGUGAAGAGCCUGAAACCUAGGCAGGAAAUGACAUCUAGCACAGAGACUCUGGACUGUGUCACAGACUCGGUCCCCCAGGCCCUCCCUUACAUCUCCAACACUUCAACCCUGCGCAACAACUCCCCCAAACGAGACACCACAGAGAUGUACCUCAAGUCCAAGGCCCUGCUGGAGAGCAAGCAGCCUCACACCAAAGACCUGGAUGUGUUCAUCAAGAGGGACCAGGAGACUGGCUUUGGCUUCCGUGUUCUGGGAGGAGAAGGUCCAGAGCAGCCAGUGUAUAUUGGUGCCAUCGUGCACCUUGGUGCAGCUGAGAAGGAUGGACGCCUGAGGGCUGGUGAUGAGCUCAUAGGCAUCGAUGGAAUCAUGGUCAAGGGCCGUUCCCACAAGCAGGUUCUGGACCUGAUGACCAACGCUGCCCGCAAUGGUCAGGUCAUGCUGACUGUGCGUCGGAAAGUCAUCUACAGAGAUAUGACUGAGGAGGAGGCAGGGCUCCACAUGGCUCCAGUGUUGGUGAACGGCUCCCCCAGACUCCCUCGUAUCCAGAUGCCCAGUGUGCUGGACCACGAGUCCUUCGACAUCACCCUCCACCGCAAGGACAGCGAGGGCUUCGGCUUCGUCAUCCUCACCUCCAAGAGCAAGCCCCCGCUAGGAGUGAUCCCUCAUAAGAUCGGACGCAUCAUCGAAGGCAGCCCCACUGACCGCUGUGGCCUGCUGAAUGUAGGCGACCGCAUCUCAGCGGUCAACGGACGGUCCAUCGUGGGGCUGUCUCACAAUGACAUCGUUCAGCUCAUCAAGGAUGCUGGCAAUGCUGUCACCCUUACUGUGGUCCCCGAGGAUGAAUACAAGGGCCCUCCCUCUGGAGCCAGCUCAGCCAAGCAGAGCCCCGCCCCUCAUCACAGAGCUAUGGGUCAGAGGUCAGCUAUGCAUGACGAGCGUUAUAACCUAGAUCUGGAGGAGGAGAAGAGGGAGGGAGUCACCUGGGCCGACUACAAAACUCUGCCUCUGAGCGAACAGGGAACAAUGUGUGUUACAGGCCCCAAACAGGGCUGUAUCACGGUGGAGCUGGACCGGGGGUCCCGGGGUUUUGGCUUCAGUCUGAGGGGAGGGACAGAGUACAACAUGGGCCUGUACAUCCUGAGACUGGCUGAGGAGGGGCCUGCCCUGCUGGACAGCAGGAUCCACGUGGGGGAUCAGGUAGUGGAGAUCAAUGGAGAGCCGACCCAGGGGAUCACCCAUACCCGCGCCAUCGAGCUGAUCCAGGCUGGAGGCAGCAAAGUGCAGCUCCUGUUAAGGCCAGGGCAGGGUCUGGUACAAGACAACAGUAAAUUGGAUCCAACUGUCACUUCAACCACAAGCUUUCCUAGAGAGGCGCUUGUCUCAGAGACAUCCCCUCUCGCUUCUCCAUUCUCCACCUGCACCUUCACCUCAGGUUCCUCCUCUUUCACCAGUGAGACCCCUGACUGGAACUCCCUGUCCCCCCGAACGCUCCACCCCCAGUGCAGCAGGGGCACUGGCUCAGUGGAGUGGAAUGGAGAGUGGGCAGACAGGCAGGCUGACAGGCUCUCUCCCAUCACCCCUGAGCAGAUCAACCUCUAUAAGGUCAAACCAGGUCACACCAGGUCUAAAGACUCCAAGGAGCCCAGCAGCCCCCAAAAAACAGGUGAAACAUUCUCUAAAGCCAAAGAGCACUCACAGAGUCCCAAAAAAUCUGAGAGGAAGGCACAGGAAGCAGAGCCAAGCAAAGACAGGAAGUCCCACUGCCAGAAAGGAAAUCGGUCACCCAGUCCCAAGAAGUCUACUGGAGAAAGACAGGAAGCCUCGAGCCAGCUGCAUGUAAAGAAACAGCAGGUACAGCAGAGCACAUCAAAGGAGCUUUCCAGCAAGGAGCCCUUUGAUGAAAACAAAAACAGCAAAAGGGGAGAUUCAAAGGGCAGGAAAAGCACACAGGAGAGAAAAGGGAUAGUGGGAACGACCAAGGCUGCCCAUGGCCAGGUCAGUAUUGAAAAGAAAGUGGGGACAGAGGCAGGACAUCACAGGCCAACCCCUAUGGAGACAGGGGCAUGGAGAGAUAUUCUGAAAGUUACUCUAGAGAAGAGUAAACCUCAAGAUGGAGAAAAGGAAAAACGCGAAGAGCAGACAAGCAAAAAAGACAUAGGGGCUUCCUUAAAAGAGGGAAAGACUAGAAAAUAUUAUGGGGCCUCUACAACAGAGGAAAGGAGUAUAAAAGACACACAGGCCUCUCCAAAUGCCAUUCAGCAGGAUCCUCUGAACCAAAAGGGUCAGAUUAGCCCUGGCCCCUGGAAAGUCCCCAGCUCAGCCAGAAUCCUCUCCCAGGCUGAGGUGCUGCGUAAUCCCCCUUACUGAUACAGUAUGGACAACACUGAGUGGACACAAUCACACAGACUUGAGCUGUACCACAACAUGCUGUAUAUUGUUGGUCUGUUUCUUUCUCCAAUGAGAGGGAUGGACGAGGAAUGACAGGCAACCUUAUCGGCCAUGUGUCAUGUCCAUCUGUGUCCGUGAAGAGGACUUUUUUAAGCUAUAUUGGCCUUUGACAUUAGGAAUGGCAUGUAAAGCCAACGCUGUCAUCUCUCUUCCUGCUUCGUGUGCUGCUUCAGACAUCUCUGAUCUGGGCCAUACGCAUGUUUGGAAUGUUUAGGGCCUAUUCUUGGACAUCUUGUGGAAUGAAUACUAACCAUACUUCACCCAUUAUAAUGCAAUUAUUAUCCCAUAUGCAACCAAGCAGAAAGGUCUCUAACACACACAAAGUUAAGCUGUCAGUAAAGGUUUUAUUUUCAUGUUGGGUAUCUACAGCAAGCACCUUGGAAUUGGCCUUUUCACAUGGCACUUUUUUCCCAAGGGAUUUGCUCAACUGCAUGCAGUCCGUACGUUUAUUUUAUUGCACGCCUUUACCACUCCACUGAGUAUGAUCCUUUCACCUGAUGUGAAAAUACUGAUGCCGAAGUUCUGACCUUAACACCAUGUAGAGAUUUCAGACUUUAUUCAGAAAGCAUUAGCUUUACGAAGGAUUCUAGACUGUUCUAAGACAAUAGACAUGAUUCGUGAAUACAAAAUAUAUCAUUACAAAAGACCAGAAACUUGUGGUUUGAGAUAUUGUUUACCAUGUGUAUGAUAACCUAUGUGUAAUUUAUUGAAAUUAUAGAUUAAUAUAGAUAUACAGUACCAGUCAAAAGUUUUUACUCAUUCAAGGGUUUUUCUUUAUUUUUGCUAUUUCAUACAUUGUAGAAUAAUAGUUAAGACAUCAAAACUAUGAAA
Salmo salar (Atlantic salmon) is the source of this 6064-nucleotide messenger RNA. Its product is annotated as membrane-associated guanylate kinase, WW and PDZ domain-containing protein 3. Gene Ontology annotation, cellular component: cytoplasm; cell-cell junction. The record is from RefSeq and is a predicted model, not a curated record. Gene Ontology annotation, molecular function: protein binding. Gene Ontology annotation, biological process: signal transduction. Lineage: Eukaryota; Metazoa; Chordata; Actinopteri; Salmoniformes; Salmonidae.